Messenger RNA from Talaromyces atroroseus, 903 nucleotides. RefSeq lists its product as hypothetical. Bases 1 to 903 code for a protein of 300 amino acids. The record is from RefSeq and is a predicted model, not a curated record. Lineage: Eukaryota; Fungi; Ascomycota; Eurotiomycetes; Eurotiales; Trichocomaceae. Gene Ontology annotation, biological process: mycotoxin biosynthetic process. The transcript has 3 exons.
AUGGGUGUCGAAAACCUGGAGGAUGAGGAGGCCUAUUCCUUGCUUCCUAGGCAAGAGGCACACUCCUCUACAUGCCAAUGCUCAUCGGCAUCGCCCACAUUGACGAAGAGAGCUGUUUAUUUCAAUGUCGGCCUCUGCCUGUUUUCAUCAAUCAUCACCAUGCUCUUUGCAAUGUAUUACCUGCCACAACUUCGGAGGACAGUGUCCAAGAAUGCUCUAGAAGAGAUCACAUUCUACAGUCCCGUGCUGAACGAACUCCAGCCAAACUGGGGACCUAAAAAAUUGUCAACUUUGCCACUCGCUUCGGAGGAAUCAAUAUACCGAAGACCGCCACCUAACCCAGAGGGAGACGCGGCCUGGGAUCGAGUGUCAGACGUCGGGGUUCUGCAUGUAUCUCGCGAAGAGAUCAUACGGCUUGGGAAGGAUCCAUCUACCACAGUCAAGGCUCCCGAGAGCUGGGGCGUUGGAUCAGAUCGUCAUCUAGUUCAACUUGAUGGGAUACAUUUAGUACACUGCCUGGACAGCAUGCGAAAGAGUCUGUAUUGGAAUUACGAGUAUUACCAUCCAGACGGAAUCGCUGUCUCCUACCAUUCCCAUCUUUCGCAUUGCAUGAAUGCCCUUUUGCAACACCUCCUCUGUAAACCUAGCGUGGAAUUGAUCAGCUACAAUUGGGUCAAGGGACAGAAACACCCGUUUCCAGACUUUGACAUCAACCAUCAAUGUUGGGAUUAUGAACAGUUGCUGGCGUGGCAGGAGAGACAUCGCAUCCCGGGGAUGGAAGAAAGAUGGAGCAAGAUUACUCGUGCUGAGGACGAGAAGCUUUUAACAUGGCCAUUAUUGAUGUUGGAGGCGUACAAUGUCACGGCAGAAGAAGCAGAAGCCAUGCAUCAUUAUCGUAGCUAA